Messenger RNA from Scatophagus argus, 2156 nucleotides. RefSeq names its product forkhead box C1a (gene foxc1a). NCBI's taxonomy places the organism in Eukaryota, Metazoa, Chordata, Actinopteri, Scatophagidae. Gene Ontology annotation, molecular function: RNA polymerase II cis-regulatory region sequence-specific DNA binding; DNA-binding transcription factor activity, RNA polymerase II-specific. The transcript has a single exon. The coding region runs from base 300 to 1712 and encodes 470 amino acids. Gene Ontology annotation, biological process: regulation of transcription by RNA polymerase II; cell differentiation; anatomical structure morphogenesis. The record is from RefSeq and is a predicted model, not a curated record.
AAAAAGGGAGGAAAGAAUUUAACUGCGCAAAAAUCGUGUGGUGACGGAUGUCCAAAGUUCAGAAGUUUUUCAAUGCGAGUUUCAUAGAGACACAGAGAUGGGGACGGCUUAAACAUUGCUGAGGUCCAGCACGCUGCACUGUUGUUAAAACUUUUCUCUCUCUUUUUUUUUUAUCCCCCCUUGUUAAGUGAACGGUGAGGAACUGUGAUUUGAGCGCCUCAGCCUUCAGAGGAGGGAGAAGCGGAGCUCUCGGUCUGCGUAUUUUGGAGCUUUAUUUUUCGCCGGAUCAAAGUGGAGACAUGCAGGCUCGCUACUCCGUCUCCAGUCCCAACUCACUGGGCGUCGUGCCGUACAUCAGCAGCGACCCGAGCUACUACCGGGCCGCUGCCGGUGGGGGAUACACGGGGAUGCCAGCACCUAUGAACAUGUACUCUCAUGCGGCUCAUGACCAGUACCCUGCCAGCAUGGCCCGGGCAUAUGGACCGUACACCCCCCAGCCUCAGCCCAAGGAUAUGGUCAAACCCCCCUAUAGUUACAUUGCGCUCAUCACCAUGGCCAUUCAAAACUCUCCUGACAAGAAGGUGACCCUGAAUGGGAUUUACCAGUUUAUUAUGGAAAGGUUUCCAUUUUACCGAGACAACAAGCAGGGCUGGCAGAAUAGCAUCAGGCACAACCUGUCUCUGAAUGAGUGUUUUGUCAAGGUACCCCGCGAUGAUAAAAAACCCGGUAAAGGCAGCUACUGGACUCUGGACCCGGACUCUUACAACAUGUUUGAAAACGGGAGCUUCUUGAGAAGGAGGCGACGGUUCAAAAAGAAGGACGCGAUGAAAGAGAAAGAAGAGCGGCAGCAGAAGGAGCUACCACCGAGGCAGCAAGGCCGGGACCAGGAGCAGCCUGUGCAGGGCUCCAAACCUGUGAGGAUCCAGGAUAUUAAGACGGAGAACGGGACAGUCACGCCACCGCAGGCCGACUCGCCCUCUUUGAGCACCGUGCCCAAAAUCGAGAGCCCGGACAGCAGCAGCAUGUCGAGCGGGAGUCCUCACAGCAUCCCCUCCAACAGGUCUAUCGGCAUGGACAGCUCCGAGCACCACCAGCACCACGGCCAGGCUUCGACCCAGGGCUUCAGCGUAGACAACAUCAUGACCUCCCUCCGGGGGUCUCCACAAGGGGCCACUGAGCUCACCUCCGGCCUCACCGCCUCCACCAGGACAGGUAUAACACCGUCUUUGUCCUUAAACUAUUCUCCAAGUCAGACAUCUGUCUAUAGUUCACCCUGUAACCAAAACUCCACUACCUCCAAUGCAACCUAUCAUUGUAACAUGCAAGCCAUGAGCUUGUACGCCGGGGACAGAUCGAGCCACUUGGCACCGAGCACCACCGUGGACGAAACGUUGCCAGAUUAUUCAGUUACUACCACCUCAUCCUCCCUGACCCACGGUAAUCUAAACUCUGGGCAGGAGGCCCACCAUCCCCACCAAGGGAGGCUGACCUCAUGGUACCUCAACCAGGCCGGAGACCUGGGUCAUCUGGGCGCUACGUACCCAGCACAGCAGCAGAACUUCCAUUCAGUCCGAGAGAUGUUUGAAUCCCAAAGAAUUGGCUUGAAUAAUUCACCGGUGAAUGGGAAUAACAGCUGUCAGAUGUCAUUCCCACCGAGCCAAUCCAUCUAUCGCACUUCAGGAGCUUUCGUGUAUGACUGCAGCAAGUUCUGACCAAAAAAAAAAACCCACAAACAAAAACAAAAAACAAAAACAGGCCCAAUAUUUUCAUCACGGUGUUUGAACGCUUUCAGUAAAAUCCCUGGCCCUCCAUCUUACCUGCCCACACCACAUGGACUAAUAUGAGACAGAUAACACAAUCAGAAAAAGACUUGAUCUUGGUUUUUCUAAAGAACAGUGUUACUGCAAAUAACACGUAAGUCUCUCUUUUGCUUUUGUGGCUUUAUAUGAUAUGUUAAAGAUAUGUCAGUUUUCAUGGACGUGUAAAUUGCAUAUAGUAAUUUAUUUCUAAAAUGUAGCCGGAUAUUAUGGACCAAACACCAAAAAGUGUUUCUAAAUUGAGUUGCCUUAAUUGUCCAAAAAAAAAAAAUAUUAAAAAAAAAAACUGUUCCAUUAUAAAAGUAAGAAAAAAAGGAACGUGUAUAUCGCCGUACUAUU